Messenger RNA from Penaeus vannamei (Pacific white shrimp), 867 nucleotides. The record is from RefSeq and is a predicted model, not a curated record. Lineage: Eukaryota; Metazoa; Arthropoda; Malacostraca; Decapoda; Penaeidae.
AUGAGAAAAAAGGGUGUGGGGGGGCGUAUUGGGGAAAAGUUGGAGGAGGCGGAGGUGUUGCCAAUGUUGAGGCGUGGUGGUGAUGUUGAGGAUGAAGACAGGAACACCUCGAUAGGAACCGCCUUCAGGAACCCCGCGCAGGAUCCCACCAGGAACUCACAACAGAAACACCCGUACAGGAACCACAACAAGAACCCCCCUGCGACCCCUCAACAGGAAUCCCCACUAGGACCCCCCAACAGAACCCCUCACCAGGAACUCCCGUGUGGAAUCCCAACUAGAAUUCCCCAAACAGCAAUCCCCAACAGGAACUCCACUAGAAUACAACAACAGGAAUCCCCACCAGGAUCCCACCCCACCCCCCCACGAGGACCCCACCAAGACCCUAAACCGGAACGCCAGCAGGAACCAGCACAGACCGAGGGGCUGCCGGACCCUGGCUGGCACCGUGCCCCGCGCCGGUGCCAUUUCCCCGUCAGGAAGGGACGGCAAAGCAUGAAUACGAAUAAGAGAAAACAACAUAUUAACAAGAUUAUCCCCAUCCCACCUCCAACCUCCGGCGCAAGUUAUCCUCAUCUCAAGAAGGCCAGAGAUCGCAGCAUCUUGAACUCCAGCAUAAUCGAGAACCGUGAAGGAACGGAGAUUCUACGGACUUUGAUGCUAUAUUCUAUUCAAGUUAUGCGCUCGCGAGGCCGCGACUUAGAUAUUUCUUUGAUUAGUCACGAUCGUCGCCUCUCACGCUGCGCCGAGUUGAGGCCACAGCGGUCAGCAUACGACCGCUGCAUUAGUCACCACAAGGCCACUGUCACGGUCACCAUCGGACCACUGCAACGGCCAACCACAAGAGCACCACAGCGGUCACCAUAG